Molecule: messenger RNA, 747 nt
Organism: Knipowitschia caucasica
Lineage: Eukaryota; Metazoa; Chordata; Actinopteri; Gobiiformes; Gobiidae
Source: the annotation of a GenBank genome assembly
AUGGUUCUGUGGACACUCUUCCCCAUCAUGCUGGCCUUCAUAUCCUUCGUGGGCACAUGGACAGUAUAUGGAAUCGCUCGGUCCAACAACCAUGUAUGCUCCCUCAGUGACUGGAGCGGUGAAAACUUCUGCUCUGGAAACACCACGGUGAACUGCUGCUAUGUCCCCACCAUAAGCACAAGUGGAACGUACGCACCAGAAAACUCGCUCUUCACGGCCACCAUCAACGCUGGCUCAUUUUUAUUCGUGCUCUUCUGCGUCUUCCACCACGCUCACGUGCUGGAGAAACACCCAGCUCUGUCCAUGAUGAGCAGGGUGGCCACGCUGAUGGGGCUGGUGGCUGGACUGGGAGCCUUCGUAGCCGGGAACUGUAACCCGCACCACCUAGCCCUGCUCCACUACCUUGGCGCGGCCGUCAGCUUCGUGUGCAUCUGCUUCUACACCGUCAUGCUGACUGCUCUCACCAGGAAGUGCCAGCUUUCCGGCCUGGAACACAUGCUGUACCCUUACCGCGUAGUGUCCACCAUCGUCCAGGUCAUUGUCACCAUCUGCUACACAAUCUUCUUUGCCCAGGAGCAGUACCUGUACUCCCAUGUAUCGGCAGUGUUUGAGUGGAUGCUGAGUGUAAACCUACAGCUGUUAGAGUUCUCCUUCGCUGCUGAGUUCUACUACUUCUCUUCCUUCAUGAUUACCAACCUGCUGGGUAAGCGGGACGAGCAGAAGCCCCUCAUGCUGACCCUCUCAUGA